UCUCAACAUGCAAACACGGCCACAGCAAUGCCAGUAGUACUGAGCUGUAUCAAUUGUAAACCUACAUAGAAACGUAUCCUUGCCCUAUGAAGGAGCCGCAGUUCACUCUGGCAUAUCCUCUCGAAAGGGCCGCCUGCUGAUAAGCUAAACAAGUCAAUUCAAGUGCAGGACAAAUGGCCCAUCCCGAUUGGGAUCCGGCUGAGUAUGCUUGGGAUGGGGAGACACUUACAGCGUCACGAAAGCAUCCGAAAAGGAACGCCAUGGCCUCCGACACAACUCCUUACUCGGAGUACCUUGGAGUCGACGUACCCACGCUUAUGAGCCGCCCACCAGUGGGCGCCUUGUCUAAGGCGCACAGAUUGGUUUGCCAGAUUCAGGGUUGCAAUCGCAGCCUGCAAAACAGCAAACUUUACUACCAGCGCUUUAAGCUUUGCGAGGAACACCUGAAAGCACCCGCCAUAUCGAUCGACGGCGUGCUUUCGCGGCUGUGUCAGCAGUGCGGUCGCUUUCACGAGCUCGCAGCAUUCGAGGGCAAGAAGCGUACGUGUCGCGCGCAGUUGAACCGCAUCCGUAAGGCCAAGGAGGAACGCAAGCGCAACGCCGGCAGCCCUGACAGCAUGGAUCGCGAUGCUGAUGCUGUUGAAAUAGAGGCGGUCAACACCGACAAUGGAGACGCUGGAAUGGAUGAGGAUGUCAUGGAUGCGACCAACGCAGCGCGGCGACGGUGCGGGACCGCUGGCGGUAGUUCUUCUAGCACGCAGAGCGACAACGCAAGCAGCGGCAAACCGACUCGGCUGCAGGCUUCUCAUGGGCCUGGAAUGCGUGGCAAGAAGGCUGUCAUGAAGCCCAAGCCAGUCCUCCUAAAGCAGGAGCAGCGUGCUGCUGGCAGCGACGGCAAUGGCGCCGAUGUUCGCGUCUUGGACGGUGGCUCCGGUUCCGCUACCACCCUCAGGGUCCCAGGCCUUGCAGCUGCUGGGCAGGUGGUUUGCGGCAAACAUGGGGAACAUGGCGGCAGCAGCUUUGACGUUUGUCCGCAUGACGCUGUCGGCGGCGGCGGCAGCAGCGGCAGUGCCAGCGGCAUUGUUAUCGGCGUGGAGGACGCUGGCCCCUGCGGAGUGGUGGCUGGCCCGGUGCCGGGGUUUCCAACAUCUGUCGUACCGCAGCAGCCGAACCAACAGCCGCAGCGGGUGGUGAUGCAUGCGUUGCGACAGGACGAACUUGGAGGCAGCGGUGGUGCCGUUGGCAUGAAUGCUGCUGGUACCGCCGCGGUAGGCAACGUUGUACGGCAGUCGUACAUGCCAACGAUGGCGCCGGCUAUUGACCAGCUGGCCGGUGAGGGUCGCGUGCCUAAUAUGGACAUGUGCUUUGGAGCUGGCGUCUCCAUCCCCUCAGAAGCUUGGGAGUUCCAGGGUGGCGCGGCGCCCAGCAUCAAUCCCCGCUUGGCCAGCCAAAACCUCAGCCUCGGCUCCUCAAGCCUCGGCGGCGGUUUUGCGGAUCGAGGCGGUGUGCCCCUCAACGUGCCGCUCUGGGCUGGGUACUCAGCCAUGAAGCCGGCGCCGCUGCAGCAGCAGCAGCAGCUGAGUGCCCAGCAGAUGCUUGAUGAGAACAGCGCCCUGCACUACAGGGACCCGCAGGCGCAGACGACCCUGGGUCAAGCGCUGGCGGAGGCCGCGCGGCUGGGGUAUGACGUUGACGCCGGCGGCAGCAGCAGCAACGAUACGGGUGCUGUUGGCGACCCGGAUAGCGCCGCUUUCGGCAGCAGUUUUGGCGACGGCGGGGUCAGCUACGGCAGUCUGGGUAACGAGAUCGACCUGGAGAUCCACACCAUGCUGGAGGAGCUGGGCUGGGGCCCGGGUGCGGUGCCUAACCUGCCAACACCCGCGGCCACCGCAUCAGGUGGCGCGUUCAACGGUGCCGUUGCGGCCAGCGGCGUCCCCCCUGGAGGCAGCGGAGUUGCAGGGCUGGGUGCUCGUGCCAGCUGUACGGCAAAUGUGGCGGCAGCAGCAGCAGCAACGACCGUAGCAGUCGUACAUGACGAGAGCGGCAGGCCGGCAGCUGGUGGCGUGUUUGGGAGCAGGGCCGCUGGGGGCGAGUGCGCUUUGGAGAUGCUGCUGGCAUCGCGACCGACACACCUCUCCUCCACCAUCCCCGCUGGAGGCGAAGUGUACAGCGUCGGGGGCUCCUCUUCUUCUCCGCCUCCGCACUCCUUCCCGGGCCCUGUCCCUGCGGAUGCAAAUGCCGGCAGGGCCAGCACCCAGGCGGCAACACCAGCCUUGGCACCUGAGCUGCAGCCCGGCAACAUGCCCCCCCAGCGGCUGUCCCUACACAGCGGUCUUAGGCUGCUUGGUCGCGACCCGCAGGGGGCAGCAGCGUCAGGGGACGCAGACAUGCAGCGAAUGUACGACUCCAUGGCACAAGAACCCGGGCGGGUUAGCGAUCUGGGUUUGCCUCCGCCGCCGCAGCAGCAGCAGGUCCAGCAGCAAAACCCCACACUGCUGCAGCAACUGCAGAAGCUUUCAGAGCAGCGCAAGGCGGCUGCGCUGGCCAAACUGAACUUCCAGCGGCAGCAGCACCUGCAGCAGCAGCUGCAAGGCCUUCACCCCUUCGCUCAAAACCCCUCCGGCAUCGGUCUACUCAGCAACUCCUUUGCCGGUGGCCCCAUGUCGUACACACCCGCGCAGCGGCACGCGGACCUCCUCCUACGUGGCACCCAGUCAGCAGUACUGCGGCAUGGACCUGCCGUACAGCAGCCUGUCGUACUUGCAAACGUCACCCCAGCUUUGCUGCCUUCGCAGCAACAGCCGCCAGCGCAAAGGUUCGGUGGUAUGCUGCCCGCUUGGGGCGCCCCCAUGGGUGCUGAUAUGGAGGUUGGCGGCGUUGGUGUGGGCGAUGUGGGAGGCAGCAACGUUGGCGGCUGCGGCGCCAGCAACCUGCUUAUGGCAGGUGGUGGCGGUUUCGGUCGCGUAACGCAGGUAUCCGCGGGAGGAGGGGGCUUUGACGUGGGAGGCCGAGGUGGUGCGGGUGGUCUGCCGUACACCUCCAAUGACACCAUGACCCGCGUCACCAUCAAGUUGAUGAACUGCCUGCCGGAGGACCUGCCGUGCUCGCUGAGAGCCAACCUGCAGCACUGGGCGGCUGCGGGCGGCGCGGCGGAGGUGCUGCAUGCGUGCAUGCGGCCAGGCUGUCUGGAGCUGGUGGUCGACCUGGUGCACUCGGGCUCCCCGCAGCACUUUGCCGACCUGCUGACGGGGGGCGCAUGCGGCAGCAGGGGCCCCGAGGCGCAGGCGGCGCAGCGGGCGCUGCGUCGAGCCAUCACGGAGCGCCUGGCUUCGGACAACGAGGUCAUCCUGGAGGUGUCGGGUCGCGUGCUCUGCCUGCACCCCAGCGGCGAGCCCCUGCCCGGCGGCCCGCCCCCUCGCAGCGGCCUGGCGGGCAGCUGCCUGCCGCUGCCGCCGCCCGCCACCGCCGCUUCCUCCGCUGCAGUCCUGUCAUGGGAGGAGGCAGCCGAGGCCUUUGCACGUGUUGACGGAACUGUAGCAGCAGCGGCGACAGCAGCGGCAGCUUGUAACAGCCCUGCACGGUCCAACCCCGUGUCACAGACGGCGUCGCCGCUCUCGGGCUCCUCGGCCACCGACUCCUUGUGCCCCAGCUCCUCCAAUACCCUCCUGCCAUCUGCGCCGAGCUCAGCCGCCACCUUUGCUGCUUUGGGCGCUUCCGGUCGCAUGAGGCUCGCAAGGACGUCGGUGGAUGUGGCGGCUGCAGGUGCAGGUGCCGAGCGUGUCAACGAAUGCGGGUUGUCGGGUGCCGCCGCAUGUGGCAACGGAGGCGGUGUGGGUGCUACGUCAGCAUGCUUGGAGGCCAAGCAGUACAUGCCGCCUGCUAUCCUGGGCUGCUCCUUGGCUGCUGCCAGAAGUGCUUCCGUGCUCACCUUCACACUGUACGGAGUGGUCCUGGACGAGCAAGACGUGGCGAUCUGCGCCCGCAUGGCUGGCCAGAGCGUUCCUCUGGUCGCAGCCAAACCCGUCAAGAUGACGCCCUCAUCCUCGUCGACAUCCUCCGGAGUACGUGUCCAGGUCCAAGUGCAGCCGUCGCGACCCAUGGGACUUCUGGUCUUGGAGGCUCGGCGGGGCCGGCUUCUGGGCGAGUGGUGGCCGCUGGUGGUGGUGGCGGACGGCGGCGUGGCGGGAGAGCUGAACGCGCUGGCUGAGGAGGUGGCGGCGGCGGGUGUGACGGAGGCGGGUGCUGCUGAAGGUGCUGCUGCUGGUGACGGCGAAAAGACGUGCAUACCCGCCUGGUUCCGGUCGUUGCUGGUGGACCUGGGCCAGGUGCUGGACUGGGCGGUGCGGCGGGGGCCGCCGGGGGCUCUGGUCGGGGAAGGAGACGAGGAUGGCCCCACCUCCAGCACCCCCAGCGACAUGCAGACGUCUGGGGAGACGUGGGGCAGCGGCGACGCAGACAGCAUUGCUGCUGCCGGCGCAGCUGCUGUUGGGGAUGCAGCUGCAGCCGCUGGGAGCUUCUCCACGGGUGCUGCGACGCCCCUUCCUGACAUGCAGAGCGAGGUGGUGAGGGCUCCAGCAAUGCCAGCGUCACCGGAGGCGGUGCCACCCGCGGUCGACACGAAUGCGUCGCAGGGCAGCUGCGGUACGGCGUACGGCACUGAGGCGUCCGCGUCGGCGUCGACCCUGUACGGCAGUAACAGCGGAAGAGGCGGUCGGCGGCGAAAUGAGGUUUGGGAGGCGGGUGCGAUGGUGGCGCUGCGCGCAGCUCAAGCGAACCUGGAGCUGCGCAUGUCGUACAAGGCGUGUCGGCUGCUGGCGUUUUGCGUUGUGCGGGGUCUCGUACACACGGCUCAACUGCUGCAGGGCGUGGCCACGGACCUGGGCAUGACGGCGGGCGACAUCCUCAACCGCGCGCAGUACGAGGGCGAGGAGCUGCUGACGUGCGCCGUACGGUCACGCUCGCGGCCGAUGCUGGAGUGGCUGCUGGCGCUGGGCGGGCAGGGAGCUUGGCUGGCGCGGGAUCUGGCGCAGAUGGGCCCCGAGGGUCUCUCACCGCUGCACCUGGCCGCCUCCCUGCCCGGCUGCGCCCCCCUGGCGGAGCUGCUGCUGCGCUCAUCGCCCGCCGCGCCGCAGCUCUGGUUCACGCUGAGAGCACCGCUGGCCGGCACCGCUGCUGCUGAUGCCGGCGCGAGCGGCGGUGCAUCCCCCGCCGAGAUGGCGGUGAGCUGCGGUCAUGAAGCGCUGAACGCCCUGGCUGCUCGGCUGCUGCGCCGGGCAGCGGCCUCAGCGGCGGCGGCGGCAGCCAUCACGGCGGUGGCGGCGGCGGGGGUGUCCGGUCCGCCCAUGCAGCGUGUUCAGCUGGCUAAGCGGCUGGUGCAGGCGCUGCAGCACCAGCAGCAGGAGCAGCAGCGGCGGCAGCGGCAGCGCCAGGAGCAGGAAGCUGCUGGACAGCUUGAGCCCCAGCAGGCUGUGGUGAAGGGCGCAGAAGGGCUUGCUGCACCGCUGCAGGAGCGGCGUGGAGAGGAGUGCGUGGAAGAGCGGGUUCCGGUGCCUGGGUGUAAGUCGGAGCAGCAAGAGCGGCAGGAGGGAGGCGCAGGCCCUCCAGACAGCAGCGGCAGCGUUGAGCGCGGCAGCAGCGGUGCUGGUGAGGGGGAGCGCGGCGUUUUGGAUCCUCCCGCUGAGAAUGCCAGAAGCAGCGGUGCUGGCGACAGUGGCGGCAGAGGCAGCGUCCCUGACGUCGGCGUUCUUGCGGCCACCGGUGGUGUCCUUGCGGGUGGUGGAACGGUCACGGCUGGUAGCGGCCGCGACGGUGGGGGUGAGCGUAGCGCCGUCAGUAACUGGUCCAAUGGUCCUGCUGCUGCCGCAGCUGCUACGGAGGCGGCGGCGGCUGGUGGCGGUGGUACCGCUGCCUCUUCUGGUGUUGCAAAGGCGCAGAGCUCCCGGCGGCGGCUGAAGGCAUGGCUGAAGGGCCUCGUGUCACGGAGGCAGCCGUCUUCUGCCGGCGGCAGCAAGGAGAAGUGAAGGGGUGGUGCGCAACAGGGCAGCCGCUGGUGGAGGCAGCAAGGGUGGAAGGUGUUACUGUCCUGGAAUGGCGUGGCGCGUGGUACGGGUCUGGUCAGAGGGAAGCGGGAAGAGCAUUUUUAUUCCGGUUUGGGGUGAAAAUCUCGGUGCUUAGGGUGGCUUGUGAGUCAUCGGGGGCGACCGCCCUUUCCCACGGCCGUGUGUGGCUGUGGAGACGCAGGUGAGCCGCAUGUGUCGAUGGGAGGCAUCUUUUGAUGGCUUUGUCCGUGGGUUGCAUGUGCACGUCGUUUGCUGGUGUCUGGUGGGUCUGACAAUUGGGUUUAAUGCGACAAGUUGUGGAAUGAUUCAGUAUAGUGGUGGUGCACAGGCGUGGGUACGUUACCGUGAACGGUUGGUGAACAUUGUGGACUGUCGUACUUCGAAGCCGACAUGGUACUACGUUCUGCGACAGUGAUUGUGAGAGGGGCUGUUGGACAGUGGAUGUGGUCUUGGUUGUUGUUGGGUUGCCUUGCAUGCAAUUCGGCGCGUUUGUCAGGAAACGCUGCCGAUUUGGGCAAGUUGGAUGGAGAUUGUCUGGAUCGCGGCUGUGACAUCCAGUCUUAACCUGUUUAUUAUAUCUGAAUCGGCGCGCGCUGUAGCUGUGAAUAUGGCUGAAGAAGGGGAGGCCCAACGGCGUGUUCUGUGAUUGCAAUGGACAACUAUUCCGUUAUGGAUUGCGCUGGUUGUUGUUGUUGAGCUCGAGAGAGGAGGAUUGCAGCUGGGUUCGCUGCUAGGCGUCCAAUGCAAGGAGAUCAUUGUCUUUUCUCUUGGGUGUUAAUUGACUGUGCAAUUUUACGUGCAAUCAUUGUCAUCCAGUACGCCGCAUGCGGUACCGGUAAUCUGUGAAUCGGUGAUCUCACCAUUCGAAUGGGCAUUCUCCGCACGUCUGCUGGCCUGUAUGCAUCCGUGUUUGUCAUGUGGAUUUGCUUGUGCUACGCUCUGUUAAGUUCUUUGUACAGGACGAUUCUCGUGAUUUAGUGUACGUUUCGGUGUUUUGAGUUAAUCCUUUGCUGCAUCCACCAAGCUGUUAUGGUGGGGUUGAAUGCGAGCUAUUACAUGGCGCGCUGGACUGCAUGCUAGGGCGAGCAAUCACCUUAAGCAGUCGCGCGCCUGAUUUUGUAUCCUGGCCGAAGCUGAAAUAAGCUUACAUCGAUUGGUGUGUCGCGGGGUUGCUGCAGAAGUGUUGAUCAAUUGAAUGACUGCUUUAGGAAAGUGUCCGGUGCGUUACGGUGGUGUUUGACACAGCCUUGGCUGCCGUGCGGCUGCUACUUUGCGACGUUAACUAGCCAAACGUCAUAUAGUAUAUUUACGGGGUUUGUUGAGCAGUAGCUCCUGUAAUACCUAGUUAUGUUUUUGGUUUCCUGUGGCCAAGCCCCUUGGGUUCGUCUUCACAGUUGCGUCCCUUUCCCGUAGUGUAACCAUGGUUUGCAG
Messenger RNA from Astrephomene gubernaculifera, 7490 nucleotides. The record is from the annotation of a GenBank genome assembly. Lineage: Eukaryota; Viridiplantae; Chlorophyta; Chlorophyceae; Chlamydomonadales; Astrephomenaceae.